Messenger RNA from Phytophthora nicotianae INRA-310, 1158 nucleotides. RefSeq lists its product as hypothetical. Bases 300 to 1124 code for a protein of 274 amino acids. NCBI's taxonomy places the organism in Eukaryota, Oomycota, Peronosporomycetes, Peronosporales, Peronosporaceae. Gene Ontology annotation, cellular component: endoplasmic reticulum membrane. Gene Ontology annotation, biological process: triglyceride biosynthetic process. Gene Ontology annotation, molecular function: diacylglycerol O-acyltransferase activity. The transcript has 5 exons. The record is from RefSeq and is a predicted model, not a curated record.
AUUUGACAGCGAGGUCGCAAAUGGCAAGUAAAAUUCAAGAGCAGAAGGACAAGGGCGUUUUCGUGUAUGAACCUCUCGGGUUCUUUGCGGAUGAUAGCCACGUGCCCCUGUGGGUGCAGAACUUCCUUACCGACGUGUUCAGCUUCGUGACAACGCACUAUUUCGUUUGGAGCUUCCCGUUCCUCGUGUUGUUCAACUGCCUGCAUCAGGUGAAUCAGGUUUGCAAUUGUCUAUUCAUCGUUCCCAGCGUUUAAUCUUUUUGAGCUUUCAAGCAUGGACUCGACUACGUGUCUGUUGCUAUGAUCGCUCUGUAUUUCCCCUCAUUCUUCAGUGGCGCCCAGAAAACAGGACAAGGCAACGAAUGGGUAGCCGUGCGUACGUCGAGUCUAUGGGGUCUCAUGAACAAAUUUCUUCGCAUGAAGAUCAUUCGGGAGCAAGAGCUAGAUUCGAGGGGAAAAUACAUUUUCGGAUUCCAUCCUCACGGAAUCCUUGUACUCUCUCGAAUCGCAGCUUUCGGCCAAAACUUCAUUGACGUGUGUCCUGGCAUCACGACUCGAUUCCUUGGUGCCUCGGCAAUGUAUUACAUCCCGUUAGGACGUGAUAUGUGUUUGUGGAUGGGUGGGGUCGACGCCUCACGCUCCACUGGUGAGAAGGUGUUGAAAGAUGGCAAGAGUAUCGUCGUCUACCCUGGUGGUGUACCCGAGAUUUUCCUUACGGAUCCGAAUUCAAAGGAGACCCAACUCGUGCUGAAAAAGCGACUGGGAUUCAUCAAACUCGCAAUGCGUCAGGGAGCUGACCUGGUUCCUACGUUUGUGUUCGGCGAAAAGUGGCUGUACAACAUGUGGACCCCACCCAAGAAUGUGACCGAUUUCUUCCGGAAGAGACUUGGCAUCCCAGUGCUCAUCUUUUGGGGGAAGUUUUGGUGGAUGCCCAAGGCCCCACCAAAGGGAAAGCGCUACGGAGUUGUGUACGGGAAGCCUAUUAUCGUGAAGCACGAUCCAAACCCAACCAACGCAGAAGUUUGUGCGGUUCACGCUGAAUACAUCAGUGCAAUCGAGCGGAUCUUCAAGCAGUACAAAUCGCAGUUCGGCUACGACGAGGACGAGACGCUGGCCAUCAUUUAGGGCACUUCUAAAGCAACCCCAGAUCAGUUAAACC